Molecule: messenger RNA, 8916 nt
Organism: Dermacentor albipictus
Lineage: Eukaryota; Metazoa; Arthropoda; Arachnida; Ixodida; Ixodidae
Product: synaptotagmin-1-like
Biological process (GO): regulation of dopamine secretion; synaptic vesicle endocytosis; regulation of calcium ion-dependent exocytosis
Cellular component (GO): synaptic vesicle membrane; dense core granule; plasma membrane
Molecular function (GO): phosphatidylserine binding; syntaxin binding; calcium-dependent phospholipid binding
Source: RefSeq, a predicted model, not a curated record
GACGGGAGAGACGCGUUAUCACGCGGAGCGACAACUCCCUUUUCGACACCUGCGUCUGCACAGGGAUAAAAAAAAGAAUACGGAGGAGGAAGCGCCCAGAAGGCAACGAUCUGCGCCGGGAAAAGGAAAGGUCAGACGACGUGCGACGGAAGAAGGUAUCCGCUUACGAAGCAGACGGGUUUCGUCGAUUCGUCGAGGGGAGAGCUGGAGCCAUGGUAGGGUAAACGGCACAGCCACCUUAACGCCUGGAGGCACCGGCGUUGUCCCCCUACCGCACCAACCUUGCUCCCAGUCAUCCUAGGCUUCUCCGUUAGCCCCGGAACGACCCUACGAAAACACAGGGGGAAAGAUACUGCAACGCUCAGCGGGCCCGCCGGAGAAAGGAGACGAACACACGCAACCGCACAUCACUGCUUCGCCCUUCGGAACGACCCUUUCAAGCUUCGCUCUCAGUGACGUGCCGCUGCACCGCCUCGCUUCGCUGUACUGCAGUAGUGCACGCUUCGCAGUGGUUUCCCGGAGUUUUUGAAGGAAGAGUGGAAUCGGGAACUGAGGGAUACAGGGAAAAGGGUUUUUUUUUUUCUGACGACCCUAUACGUGCGGGGCACAACGGCCAAGUCCCAUUCGUUUCUGCCCACCGCCUCAACUGCGAAAGAGAGUGUGCCGGAGAGACUUUUGCGUUCUUUCGUUCGCCGCAUCUACUAGCUCUGUUUCCGUCGGUGUCAAGGAGGAGACGGGGAAGAGUUAUUUUGUUCGCAAAAGCCCACCCCUCACCGAAAGACACCACGAGCCGGCACUUCUAGACACCACAUAGACACCACGAGCCGGCACUUCUACGAUUGAAACGCAAGACGACAUGGCACCCCGGGACCACGCGGCGGCCUCUAUCGACGGACUGCUGAUGCGGCUACGCAAAGCAGUCGCGCCCGCCCUGGAGCCCAGAACAGGUGCCACCGUUCCGCCUGCCGCCCCCGAAUCGGCGCCCGCCGCGCCGCCACCGGCCGCACCUCAACCGCCACCGGCCGCGCCUCAACCGCCACCGGCGGCGCCCGAAGCCCCGGCGCCCGCAGCUCCCGCAGCUCCCGCGGCUCCCGUCGCCUCGCCAGCCGCGCCACCGCCCGGUGCGGGCGUGGUUGCCGCACCGUCGGGCGGCACGGCGCCGGCGGCACCUGCCGCGCCCGCCGCGCCCGCCGCACCCGCCGCUGGUGUAGUGGCGGCCCCUGCCGGCGCCGGUGCCGCUGCUGCUGGUGCCGCCGGCUCGGCGGCGGCUGUUGGAGCGGUCGCGCAGAACAAUGCGACGUCCGUGGUGGCUGCUGCCCCCGAAGAAGAGGUCUUGGAGGAGAUGCUGCACAAGGCCUCAGACCUUACGCACAUUCCUCCAUGGGGCAUCGUGAUGAUCCUGAUCGCAGUGGCGCUGCUGCUGCUCUGCAUUUGCUUCUGCUGCCUGCGGCGCUGGUGUCGCCGCCGCAAGAAGGACGCAAAGAAGGGACUCAAGGGCGCCGUGGACCUCAAGGGAGUCCAGCUACUGGGCAACGCCUACAAGGAGAAGGUCCAGCCGGACAUGGAGGAACUACAGGACAACAUGGAGAACAACGAGGGUGACGGUGAGAGUAAGAAAUCCGAGGAGAAGCUGGGCAGGCUUCAGUUCAAGUUGGACUACGACUUCAACACCAGCAACCUUGCCGUGACUGUGAUCCAAGCCGAAGACCUGCCUGGUUUGGACAUGUCGGGCACGUCCGACCCGUACGUCAAGGUUUACCUCCUGCCGGACAAGAAGAAGAAAUACGAAACCAAAGUGCACCGCAAGACCCUCAAUCCCGUCUUCAACGAGACAUUCAACUUCAAGGUCCCGUACGCCGAGAUCACCACCAAGACGCUCGUGUUCGCCAUCUUCGACUUUGACCGCUUUUCGAAGCACGACCAGAUCGGUGAGGUCAAAGUGCCCAUGAAUACAAUUGACCUCGCUCAGACCAUCGAGGAGUGGAGGGACCUGACUGGCGUUGAGGGCGAACAAGGACAGGAAAACAAGCUGGGUGACAUCUGCUUCUCACUCCGCUACGUUCCCACGGCCGGCAAACUGACUGUAGUUAUCCUGGAAGCCAAGAACCUGAAGAAGAUGGAUGUUGGAGGACUCUCCGACCCGUACGUGAAGAUUGCACUGAUGAUGAACGGCAAGAGGCUGAAGAAGAAGAAGACCAGCAUCAAGAAGUGCACCCUGAACCCUUAUUACAACGAGUCCUUCACUUUCGAAGUCCCGUUCGAACAAAUACAGAAGGUGCAGUUGGUUGUCACGGUGGUCGACUACGACCGCAUCGGGACGUCGGAACCCAUCGGGAAGGUUGUGCUGGGCUGCAACGCUACGGGCACCGAGCUACGUCACUGGAUGGACAUGUUGGCCUCUCCACGCCGACCCAUCGCGCAGUGGCACUCGCUCAAGGAGCCCACGGACGGACAGGACAACUGAGCCAAUGCAGGCCUCAGAGGUGCAAAGCCAACAUAUUUAAAGGCCACCCUUUCCCCAGCACUUUACCGAGCGACUCUCAGCGUCGCCGGCCUAAGGCGUUGGCGGGUCGUUUGCUGUUUAUUGCACCGUUGUUGAUUGGUUCUUUCCCUCCCGUGUACCAUUGUUCCACACAUAUUCCUUCGUACGUGAUAAGUGUGUGCUCCUUGGUUCGAAGGCAGACGGGAGACGUGUAUAUAGAAUGUUACGCGGUCCGAGCAGUCAACGGCCGCAUUUGCGUUUUAUCGUUAAGCUGAAUGUCGAGCUGAUGUAUAACGGCUUCACAGUCGAAACGUUGCAAGUGUGUCCGUUUUAUCGCUGCUGCUGUGAAGAGCUGUGUGUUCAUACUGAUAGUUGAAACAUGACGUACUGUUCAAGGACUUACGAGGACGCCUAAAUUUAACCCAGCGCAAAGAAGAGCGCUCAACGCUAAUCCUGGUGCUUAACGUUAAGGUAUUAGGUAGCCAGUGUACCCUCGACUAGACUCGGGGCAUCAUAUUCUCCAAGUUGACGCGCGUCAUAGAAAAAUUACAGUUAUGAAAAAAAUUUCUUUCUAGAAUGUCCUGAGAUUACCUUAUUUAGUGCGUGCGGCUCGUGCGACGUCGUCAGUGAACUUUUGUAAAGUCUGAGUCGAGUCCACUGUCAGUGUUACGCAAAGUUGUGCAGUGUGACAAUGCGUUGAGAUUGUACUGCCGCACAAGUGAAAGCUUUGGUUGCUCUGGUCACGCGAAUUUCAUGACCAGGAUAUAGUUUUAUUGCUUCAGGAGCCUUUGUUUCUCAACUGUUCACGCACCUGCGGUCGUCCUUUGUGCCCUAAGAAUAUUUUCUUGUUGUAUUUUUUUAGUGCGCUCGUGUUUGUACGUUGUGUUUAUGCCCUCGUAGUUGCUUGCCCAAUUCGGACUGUUCUUAUAUAAAGAAUGCAGCAGGGGCUGAGUAUUUUUCUUUCUUAAGCCAGCCAAGACGAGUUCGUUUUUCUGCCUGAACUCGUGCUCUAUUUCCUGAUGCGCUAAGGAUUCGGCGCACUUCAUGGCACACAUGCCGUAGUUUCGAUUUCAAGGGAUGUAUUCGCUGCUUCAAUGCGUCUUCGUUCAUAGUGACACGGGUGUCAUAGGAGAGAAUCAACGUCUUGUGAAGAAUGUGAAUCACGUGGAGCGUGGAAGGCGAUGCUUCGAUGCUCGGUUGGAAGUUGUUAAUUUUUUUUUUCUUUUCCAUUGUGUAAAAAAAAAUAUUUUAUAACUUAUUGGCCGAGGCAUUUGCCUAUCACGUUAGAGUUCAGAGUUGCCUUUCUGGUGGGAUUUCAAGUCCUUGAAAUUCUUAGGCACGUCAGAUUGGCGCACGUGGAAAAUGUUUGUCAAGCGCAGUACUAGAUCACUGUAGUUCCCUGUAGCACUCUAAUCAUCAAGGCAUUUUUCCAUACUGGCAUCUUCUGCCGGAAGAUGACGCAGCAAGGAUGUGUUAAAUAUGACUUCUGUUGGCCCAGGUGAUUCACCUGUAUCUGUAAAAGAUUGCGGCGUUUUUGAGUGGAAGAUAUUGUUCGUCUCGCUUAUGAAAAAAAAUGAAUCGCGUAAAGAACUGCAACAUCAUUCUUGAAUGUCUCCACCGUGGCCGCUUCGCAUUUUCUUGACCCUUAAAUCCUUUGCCCACGAAGGUUAUUUUCGUUUCAAUACUUGUCUUUCGUUUUUCGACGCUCCACGUUAUGUUCAUGCAGUGCGGCUCACGGCGGCUGCACUAUAGAGCUAAGCCUAUAUCGAUUUUUGUAUAUCGAAGUUGACGACGCGCGUUAUUUAUCCUAGUAAGUCUAAUAGGUAGGCACACGCGCUUCUUUAACAGAGUGUAUCGUAGAUGCAGUGCUGUGGUGUAUAAUGUGCGAUAGGAUUCGAAGUAUGUGAAGUAUACGUGAAUUCUCGAAUGUCUCUCUCAAAUUUUCCUUUUCUUGAAUGCGCACUUGUCGUAAGUUAUUCGCACGUGCACCGUGUCUUCUUGGAGAAGCAGUAAAACCGUGAAUGAUUCUUCCAUGCGUGCCAUGUGUCGAGGUCAAUGACUCUGCAUCGUCUCGUCGGAGGAACUUGACUUGUCUCGCGAUCGCUGUAAAAAAAAAUUUCUUGAUUUCUUUUCAUUGUUAGUUGAGGUCAUUAUUCUGCGGUAGCUACAACGUAGUGACUGAGUUGACUCUGUUGAAUGCAGUGUUUUCGUUUUGGAAUGGUGCGGGGCUCAUAGAGCCUUGUGUUUUUUACAACUGAUGUGUCUGCAACACAUCGCGAUGCUGUGCGUUUGCUUUGUACAUUCUGCCUUUCUCAGCUCUCCUGUGGAAGUGAAGACGCGCAUAAUUAUGUUUGCACAGCUGGCUGAUGCUGAUUUGUCCUCUAGGCAUUGUAUUUUCGAGGUUGUUUUCUACGUAUGUAUACACUCUUAUGCCUUUUGUUUUUUUGAGUGCACGCUACAGUGGUUCUCAUGUCUGUUACAAUGUCUGCCUGUAAUUUUUAUUCUUACUUGAGAUCCUGUCUCCUUCUGGUCACCUCUAUUCACGGUUCUACAGAACUGGGAUUACCACCUAAGUUCGGCGAAAAACCUUCUAAGGCUCUUGACACGGGAAUAAAAACAGCCUUUAGGUUUUUGCAGAUGCUAUAAAUUUCAAAACACACAGUUCCACCGAGGAGCUAAAAACUAGCUGUCUCCUGACAAGUCAGUAAGUUUAUUCAUUUGCCAAUAUUGCCAUAACUGGAUUACGAGAAUCGGCAGACGCCUUUUUAUUAUAAUUCCUCGGCCCUUCUUGUAAGCCGUAAGGUGGACUGAAUAUGUGGUAUAACUGUUUCUUUUCGUGAAGUACAGUCAAAAGCAGUCAUUCCUAAUUUGUGUACGGCCACAGCUGUUUUUGUCGUCACAAAAGCUAUAGUUUGACGUCAACGCCUUCUUCUCGCAAAAUGGAGAGCAUUGCUUCUUCUACCUCCCUUACGGCGCCCUUCGUGCAAAUUGCCCACUUCCGUGCAGUUAAAUUUCCUCGUGACACUACUUUCCUCUUCCAGGGGCUCUGUAUGCACACUAGGACGAGUGCGCAUUUCAACUUUUUUAUCGAGUGUGCCUGUUUAGCGUGAACUGCGAAAGGUUGUUGAAGAUGAUUUCUUUCUCUUGACCUUUGAGUCUUGGCAAGAUCACGUGACUCUCUCUGCGAGAGUUUGCCGAAAGCACUGACGCUUAUAUCUAUGCCUGCUGCGUUUCCAAGCUUCUUGUCCGGCGAGUAACAGCUACCCUUCCGCUACCCGCGCCUGCCGUUGCGGCGACCAUGGACGGCGUCGCUUCUGGCCUCCAUACUAACGACAAAACAACAUUCCAGCUUCAUACUGAUCUCACUUAGCCGGAAUCGCCUCAUAACGCACGAAUCUCGAGUGCAAAUGCUCACUGCGCGGCUAUGAGUGACCUAGUCGCUAGACUACGAGUGUGAAAGAAAACAGUCGGCAUCGACCCCACUUCGAGCGCGGGGGAAUGACUGCCUCACAUCAUGCGUAGGAGCCACUUGAGUAUCAAACUUUGACACUCUUGCUCUGGUAGCAAGCUUUUCGAAAUCAAGGGAGUCGUUCAUACGAGGUCUAGGUCAUGCACGGGCACUGACAUCACACAAGUCUAGAAGCGCGUUUCUAUAAUUUCUUUAUCUUAUCAUAUCUCGCACUCUAUUACGAGUUUCUUUUUUUAAAGCUUGAAGGCGCAAUGACGCCGCUGGCUUAUUUGCCUUCAAACCAGUAAGAAUCUCAGAAAACGUGUUUUUAACCCUUCCAAUGUGAAUUUUAAGCAGCAAUUACCUAAUUAUUUUUGUGUGAAGCCGUUAAAAAUUGCAGAAUCAAUAUUUUGCAAAACGACAGAUGCUAAGCAAUGAGGCACCUACUAGGCUGAUCACGUGCUAUUUGAAAGUGUAGUAGCACACAAUUUUGGCUUGUGUGGCAUUUUUACAACACCAACGGCUCUCUACUUACAAAUAACUUAAGGGCAGUUCGCUGGCUUGGCUUAUAAGGGCUUCUCGUUAGCCGGCUUUGAGCAUUUCCACUCGGGUAUUCCCUCUUGUGGCUUCUGGGCAGCUGUAGGACCCUAGCGUGCUUAGUGCGUUGCUGUUAAAUCUGUCAUAUCACGUCACAGAAAUGCAGUCUAAUGGUGUUAACACGUCUGUUGGUGUACAUGUUUAUUGGUUUGUUAACCCUCGCGUGCUGGUGUGAUAGCACCAUUCUUCGCCUUCGCAUGCACAAAACUGUGUUAUUGAUCCCUAAACCCCUGUGCAAAGUGCUGCAACCUAGAGGACUUUUCUUGUUCAUAUUAUCCCUUACGCUGUAUUAUUGACACAAAGACCUCCAAUUUUCUAUUACACGUAACGAAGUAUAGGGUAUUUUCACAGCUAUCCGUGAUGGAUAUUGUUCACAAGCGAUAACCCUGUUAACGUUCCCUUUGUGUCAGGGAUAUUUGCGCCUGAAUUUGCAGAACGAAUCAUGGCAGAUUUCCUUCUUUUUAACUUUCAGGCGUGAUUACAAAAAUAGUUCUUUAAACAAGAAUAUUGCAACAAUGUUUGUUUGCUUUCUCGUGUAUUAGGGCCUUUCGUUUAGACUGCGAAUUUAUAGGAGGAGUUCUUCGACCAUUUCCCUCCUAUGUGAUGCAAGGGUUCAUAGUUUUAUCAUUAUCACUAUAAUUUCCUUGUGAUUUCAUAAUGCCAGACGAAAAAUGAGACUCACAUGAGCAUCUAUAGAUCAGUGACCGUUCUCAGCUUGACUACUGUGCGCAACAUCUCUGUUUAUGGAAAUCCUAGGUUUUCAGCAACGUUCACAGUGCAAUUCAGCUAUCGCUGCUAAACGCAAAUGUUCGCUUCAAACUAUUUCACGUUUGUUGCAGUAUGUUACUCAUUGACCACUUGUACACUUCUCGCGUUUUAGUAUAGAUUAGAAACAGGCUACACAAUGCGUAAGAUAUUGAAAGCUAAUGAAUGGAAAAAAGUGUGUAAGCAUUGAUUAGGGAGCACCGUUUACCAGGUGUCAUGUUGUGCAGGCAGAACCAACUCCUCCAGGAGCCAUCGAACGAUCUGCAGUAUUACACUUACACUUUCUCGCCAAUUAAACUAUAAAACAGACAGAGAAAGUUGCCCCUAAUAUAAAGAAUGAAAAGCGAAUGCUUGACUCUGCAGCUUAAAGCAGCCUUCACCCUACUGAGCUGAAGUCUAGCACAGUAGUUCUGAAUUUAAGCUUCCUGUCAGUGUAGGCUGUAACAUACGCCCCGCUUUCUUCGUCUAAUGCAGUAAUUGCAAAGACUGCACAGUUGUGCGUGCCUGUCCUCAUAAAUGCCUUCAGCAAAGAAAAGCUUAUUGCACAUUCAUUUAGCUUUUCUCUUCUUGACAUUCUAGGCAGAAAUCGAUGCACACAUACGUUCUGAUGGAACUAGAAAACUUCUACGCCUGGACUGACCAUGGUACACUCCAUUAAAAUACGUAGUGCUAAAAACUAAUUUCGCCGGAGGUAUAACUCCAUCUUCAUGUGUUCUCAUACUCACCGAUGGCCUGUGUGCACACUGAUUGAGCAAAAGAAUAUCCAGCGUCCUGUGUCAAAACGGUGAACAUUCUCUGUAGGGUACAAUCAGGUUUCCAAAACGCGUAGUUCAGGUUAAGCAGUUAUCCUCGCAAAAGGAGUUAUCAUACAAUUUCUUUUUCUAUUAUCCGAGUGGGAUGUGGCUUGUGCUCUUACCCGGCCCGAUCACAAAUCGUUUAUUUCCACAGAUUCCGGGAGCAUCUCGAAAAGAAGUGGCACAAAAUACGACCACACAUAAGACUAGACGACAGGGGCGCCUUUCCUGUCAUCUGUCGCCUUUCUUUUGUGCCAUUUCUUCCGAAAUGAACCCAUACCAGCUAGGCCAUGCUCAGAGAACUUUAAGAAGUUUCGCAAAGGCAACCCAGCGAGAUAUGCACGACCUUACGGCAUUGAAAUGAAGGGUAUUGAAAGGAAUUUUUCAUUUCGCGGUGGUUUAGUUGUCCCCACGUUUACAACUACGGUUGUGAGCCGCUGUACCCGUCAAUGGAUUUUGAGGUGUUCUAGUCACGUGCGAGCACUUUCUUCUUUAUUUUCUUGUUUGCGAGAUGUAUAUCUUGUAUCAUAGUGGAAUGACGCCGUACCGUGCAAUGGGUUUCCAUCAUCGCCCGCAGUAUACUGACGUAAACACCUUCUACGCAAGACCCCCCCUACUCAAACGUCGGACAAGGAGACUUGCACCUACGUGUAUCACUGCAUACUUAAUUCUAUAGGGCGGUGUAAAGUUAUGUACAUAAUCGCAUCUUUGUGUCAUAGUGUCUGCGCCUGACCGGUUGACUCUUCGUGAAGGUUGAUUCGUUUUGUUAUUGUUUCGUUUUUGGUUUCCAGCUUGUGGUCAAUAAAUUUACUCUGAGAAGAAAUCUCUUA